Molecule: messenger RNA, 1131 nt
Organism: Impatiens glandulifera
Lineage: Eukaryota; Viridiplantae; Streptophyta; Magnoliopsida; Ericales; Balsaminaceae
Product: plant cysteine oxidase 5-like
Exons: 4
Coding region: 242-949 (235 amino acids)
Molecular function (GO): oxidoreductase activity, acting on single donors with incorporation of molecular oxygen, incorporation of two atoms of oxygen
Source: RefSeq, a predicted model, not a curated record
AAUUUCUGUUUUAUUAUCAGGGGGAUAAGCAGACGAAUCUAGUUGUGAAUCAAAGGAUUGAUUUUGUUUGGAUUGCGGAUUUAGCACACAUUCGAGCGUUUCUUAUUCGUAGUGAAUCACUUGAUCUUGGUUUAGUUAUUGAAGGGUCUUCUGUAACCAGGAAGGCCCUUCUUUUCUUAAUUUGGUAUCUAAGCAGCGUCUUCCUCAGGAUCAUUAGAUAAUUUUUUUAUAGUUUCUGAUUAUGCCGGCUAUACAGAAGCUUUAUAAUGCUUGUAAGGUCUCACUUUCUCAAGAUGGACCUGUUUCAGAGGAAGGUCUUGUAAAGAUUCGUGGCCUUUUAGAUAAAAUCAAGCCAUCUGAUGUUGGUCUGGAGCAAGAAGCCCAAUUGGUGCGAACAUGGACUGACCCUACGAAUGGUCGAAAUGGGACUCAUAGGUCAACUCCACCUAUUAAAUAUUUGCGCUUAAGUGAAUGUGAAAGCUUCACUAUGGGAAUAUUCUGCAUGCCACCUUCCUCUAUAAUACCCCUUCAUAACCAUCCCAACAUGACAGUUCUGAGCAAGCUUCUAUUUGGUACCUUACACGUAACAUCUUACGAUUGGAUAAGUACACUAGACUCUUCUCAAGACAUAAAAAGUAGACCUGCGAAACUUGUUAAAGAUUGUGACAUGAUAGCACCUUGUGGGACUACUGUCCUUUAUCCCACAAGUGGAGGCAACAUACAUUGUUUCAGAGCGGUGACUCCAUGUGCAAUCUUUGACAUUCUAUCCCCUCCUUACUCGUCUGAGGAUGGACGACAUUGUACUUACUUUCGUAGUUCUCAGGCUCCAGAAGGUUUUCUUCAAUUGGACGGUGUGGCCUCUGAAGUGAGUUGGUUAGAAGAAUUCCAACCUCCUGAGGAUUUCGUGAUACAUGGUGGGGUGUACAAAGGCCGUGUUAUAAAACCUUAAUAUAUAUAUUUCUGUUUGGAGGUGGUAUGAGAAUGAUUUGUUGCUUGGUGAUUGGAUUAUUGAUUGAUAGAUAGCAUUGAAUACUAGAGUGGACUCCGAAAAUUGCACUAUUGAAUCUUAAUUAUUGAUAGAGUUGUUUAUUAACCUAUUUUUGUUUAUUGAAAUCAUUUUGGAAAAAAUUA